AUGCUUUGGAACGACCAUGUCCAGAUCACCAUCUGCCUCUUUCUUACUGUACCUGGAAUUGUAGGGAAUAUCCUGGUAUUUGUGAGAUAUGUGUGUAGUAUUCUCAGACAGACUGAGAAAAAACCCAUAGACCUUAUCCUCAGUCACUUGGCACUUUCAAAUACGCUCAUUAUUUGUUGCACGGUUAUCAGAAACAGAGCCAUACUUUUUUAUUUCAAGAUAUUCCUAGGUGAUGCUGGGUGUAAAGUUGUGCUUUUUCUGGGAAGGAUGGCUCGAGGACUCUCCAUCUGCACCACCUCUCUCCUCAUCAUGAUCCAGGCUGUCACCAUCAAUCCCAGGAUCAAACUGUGGAGAAAAUUCAAACCACAGACUGCAGGGCAGGUUCUUCUCUAUCUCCCCCUCUUCUGGAUGUUAAAUUCUUUGAUAAGCUCCAACUUACUGUGUUAUAUCACAUUAGUUAGAAGCAUGAACAGAUCUGUGGUUGGUAAGCUGAGUGAGUACUGCAUUAUGUUACCAUCUAGACAAAUAGUGAAAUGGCUGUUCCUCUCUCUCAUGGCUCUCCGUGAUGUCAUCUUCCAAAGUCUCAUGGGCUGGAGCAGUGUGUCCAUGGUUCUCCAUCUGUAUAAACAUCACAAGCGUGUCUCCUACCUUCAUAGCAGCUCCAAGUGUUUGAACAAUUCCAGCCCAGAAAUCAGAGCCACACAGAGCACUCUCAUUCUCAUGACUUGUUUCCUUUUCUCUUAUUGGGUCGAUUUCAUUUUCUCUUUCUACACAGGUUACACAGUGACUCAAGAUUCAACCACCUUUAUUAUUAAAGGUUUUCUAGAACUUGGUUAUGCUGUUCUCAGCAGCUUUAUCCUGCUCAGCAGAGAUGUCCGUGUGUUGAAAUACUGGAGUGCUCAAAAAUAG
This is a messenger RNA of Jaculus jaculus (lesser Egyptian jerboa), 909 nucleotides long. Its product is annotated as putative vomeronasal receptor-like protein 4. Gene Ontology annotation, biological process: G protein-coupled receptor signaling pathway; regulation of DNA-templated transcription; phosphorelay signal transduction system. The transcript has a single exon. Bases 1 to 909 code for a protein of 302 amino acids. NCBI's taxonomy places the organism in Eukaryota, Metazoa, Chordata, Mammalia, Rodentia, Dipodidae. Gene Ontology annotation, cellular component: plasma membrane. Gene Ontology annotation, molecular function: protein histidine kinase activity; ATP binding; pheromone receptor activity. The record is from RefSeq and is a predicted model, not a curated record.